UUUUCCUAUUAUGGGAUGCGAGCCGUGCUGGUGUUGUACUUCAAGUACUUCCUUAGGUGGGAUGAAGACUUUGCCACCACCAUCUACCACACAUUUGUGGCUCUUUGCUACCUAACGCCCAUCCUGGGAGCUAUUGUGGCAGACUCAUGGCUCGGGAAGUUCAAGACGAUUGUCUACCUGUCCAUUGUUUAUGCAGUGGGACAGGUCGUCAUGGCUGUAAGUGCUAUCCAGGACAUCACAGAUGCUAACAAGGAUGGCACCCCUGACAACAUGACCUUACACGUAGCUUUGUCCAUGCUGGGUCUCUUCCUUAUUGCCUUGGGAACAGGAGGCAUCAAACCCUGUGUGGCUGCUUUUGGAGGGGACCAGUUUGAAGAUCAUCAGGAGAAACAGAGAAGCACCUUUUUCUCCAUCUUUUACCUGUCCAUUAAUGCUGGAAGUCUCAUCUCCACUCUGAUUACUCCCAUUCUCAGAGCUCAGACAUGUGGUAUUCACAUCCAGCAAGAGUGCUAUCCGCUGGCCUUCGGUGUCCCUGCUGCGCUCAUGGUGGUAGCUCUGAUUGUGUUCAUUGUUGGAAGUCCCAUGUACAAUAGGAACCCCCCGCAGGGCAACAUCAUUGUGAAAGUUUGCAAGUGCAUCGGGUUUGCCGUCAAAAACCGUUUCAGGCAUCGUUCUUCUCAGUAUCCUAAGAGAGAACACUGGAUGGACUGGGCUGAGGAGAAAUAUAAUAAACUCCUGAUUGCUCAGGUGAAGAUGGCAUUGAAGGUGCUGUUCCUCUACAUCCCUCUGCCUAUGUUCUGGGCUCUCUUUGACCAGCAGGGUUCAAGAUGGACCUUCCAGGCGACCACAAUGAACGGCAACUUUGGAGCGAUUACAAUCCAGCCUGAUCAGAUGCAGACUGUCAAUCCUAUCUUGAUCCUGAUUCUGGUGCCAGUCAUGGACACUUUGAUCUACCCUCUGAUUUCCAAGUGCUUUAACUUCACUCCUUUAAGGAGGAUAACAGUGGGGAUGUUCCUAGCUGCUCUCGCGUUUGUGGCUGCUGCCCUGCUCCAGAUACAGAUUGAUGAAACCCUGCCUGACUUCCCAUCAAGUACUGAAAGCCAAGUGAAGUUCAUCAACAUGGUUAACAGAGAUCUACAGAUUGAAGCUGAUAACGAAACUAUUUCCUUGAAAGGUUUUGGGGCUAAUGAGGAUUAUCUGACCUUUCAUAACCAGUUUACACUGGUUCUGGAGUCUGGGCAACAAAAUACCGUCAAUUUGGCUAAUGGCACUCGGAAUACCAUUGCUAUCAUUCAGGGAUCCAAGCUUGGGUUUGAAAAGUUCGACGACAUAACUUCAAAGCCAGAAAAGGGUGAAAAUGCUAUAAGAGUUUUGAAUGGUUUUGGCUCAGUUUUGAAUGUAACCGUGCGUGACAAGGUGUUCAACUUUACCAGCAACAUGUCAGAAUAUCUCAGUGUUUCACAUGGAAAAGCUGAGUUCAUGAUCAAGGAUAAUAGAGAAAGCUGCGUCUACACUCAGGAGCUGGGCUUUGGCAGCUCUUAUACACUGAUCAUCCCAUCCACUUUCACAUUUGGAGAAAGGUGCUCAGAGAACAUCAAGGCAGUGAUGGACAUGAAGCCUAACUCUGUGCACAUGGCCUGGCAGAUCAUUCAGUAUUUCCUCAUGACUACAGGAGAGGUCGUCUUCUCUGUGACAGGCCUCGAGUUCUCCUACUCACAGGCACCCAGCAACAUGAAGUCUGUGCUGCAGGCUGGCUGGCUGUUAACCGUUGCCGUAGGUAACAUCAUUGUGCUUAUUGUUGCUGAGGCUGCAACGCUAGAAGAUCAGUGGGCCGAGUACAUUCUCUUUGCCUCCUUGCUGGUGUUGGUGUGUAUCACCUUUGCCAUCAUGGCCUAUUUUUACACCUACACUGACCCAACCAAGAUAGAGGCCCAGUUUGAUAAAAUGGAGCCUGAAGAGAAGGAGAAGAGGAAAAACUUCGACAUGCCCAGGAAAGGCUCAGCUGAGAGCCACAAAGAGGACAGGGGGAGUUCUGAUUCCAGCUCUGAUGACGAGUGCACCAAACAGACAAAGAUCUAAAGCAAC
Messenger RNA from Neolamprologus brichardi, 2085 nucleotides. It is a transcript of the gene slc15a1b, whose product is annotated as solute carrier family 15 member 1b. NCBI's taxonomy places the organism in Eukaryota, Metazoa, Chordata, Actinopteri, Cichliformes, Cichlidae. Gene Ontology annotation, cellular component: membrane. The record is from RefSeq and is a predicted model, not a curated record. Gene Ontology annotation, molecular function: transmembrane transporter activity. Gene Ontology annotation, biological process: oligopeptide transport; transmembrane transport.